AAAAUCCCACCGUUUUCUCUCCCAUCUCCCAUCUCCCAUCUCCCUCCUCCCUCAAUCUCUAGAUAAACCAAAACAGUCUUUCAUAUUCCAGUCUCUUCUUACUAUCAACAAUGUCGGCCUUCAAGGGAAAGUACCAUGAUGAGCUCAUUGCUAAUGCUACCUACAUUGGCACCCCUGGAAAGGGUAUCCUUGCUGCUGAUGAGUCAACUGGCACAAUUGGCAAGCGCCUUUCAAGCAUUAAUGUUGAGAAUAGUGAGACGAACAGACGCGCCCUCCGUGAGUUACUCUUCACCACCCCUGGUGCCCUCCAAUACCUCAGUGGAGUGAUUCUCUUUGAGGAAACCCUCUACCAAAAGACAGCUGCUGGUAAGCCAUUUGUUGACGUUUUAAGGGAAGGCGGUGUUCUCCCUGGCAUCAAGGUUGACAAGGGCACUGUUGAGCUUGCUGGUACCAAUGGUGAGACCACAACCCAGGGUCUGGAUGGCCUUGGAGAGCGUUGCAAAAAGUACUAUGAAGCUGGUGCUCGGUUUGCAAAAUGGCGUGCUGUGCUCAAUAUUGGCCCCAGUGAGCCAUCUCAGCUCUCAAUCAAUGAGAAUGCCAAUGGGUUGGCCCGAUAUGCUAUCAUCUGCCAGGAGAAUGGCCUGGUCCCCAUUGUUGAGCCAGAGAUCCUGGUUGAUGGAUCCCAUGACAUUCACAAGUGUGCUGAGGUGACCGAACGUGUUCUUGCUGCAUGCUACAAAGCUCUUAACGACCACCAUGUUCUGCUUGAAGGAACUCUCUUGAAGCCUAACAUGGUGACUCCGGGAUCUGAUUCACCAAAGGUUGCACCAGAGGUGAUUGCUGAGCACACAGUCCGUUCCUUGCAGCGCACCAUGCCUGUGGCUGUUCCUGCCGUGGUUUUCUUGUCCGGUGGGCAGAGUGAGGAGGAGGCUACCCUCAACCUCAAUGCCAUGAACAAAUUGAAGGGGAAGAAACCAUGGACUCUAUCCUUCUCUUUCGGACGGGCUCUUCAGCAAAGCACCCUCAAGGCUUGGGCAGGAAAGGAGGAAAAUAUUAAGGCGGCACAGGAGGCUUUCCUCACCAGGGCAAAGGCCAACUCGGAAGCGACAUUGGGAACCUACAAGGGUGAUGCCAAGCUUGGUGAGGGUGCUGCAGAGAGCCUUCAUGUCAAGGACUAUAAGUAUUGAUGCAGAGCUGUGUAAAAGCCAAUGAUUUUGCUCUUACAAAAACGGUGUUUUGGUGUCGUAGUGUAGGUUCUUUUUCAAGUUUUCUUUCUAAUCUCUGCCUUGACGAGAUUAUUGCCAGUUACUAGUAGAAUAUGAUAAAAGCUUGAGGAACGGUUUGCAAGCAUGAAGAGUUUUUUGUUGUUUAUGUCGCUCGUUUUGGUUGGUGAAGUGCUCAUGCUCAUGUAUUUGGGUAAUCUGCUUUUAUUGCCAAGUUUUUCGUACCUAUUUUGUACUUCUUUUUAUCUUUCUGACCCAAUUCUUCUUAGAUUAUCCAAGGUUUUUCUUUAGUGCUAAUCAUAAGGUUAUUGUUUCUUUCUAAUCUCUGCCUUGACGAGAUUAUUGCCAGUUACUAGUAGAAUAUGAUAAAAGCUUGAGGAACGGUUUGCAAGCAUGAAGAGUUUUUUGUUGUUUAUGUCGCUCGUUUUGGUUGGUGAAGUGCUCAUGCUCAUGUAUUUGGGUAAUCUGCUUUUAUUGCCAAGUUUUUCGUACCUAUUUUGUACUUCUUUUUAUCUUUCUGACCCAAUUCUUCUUAGAUUAUCCAAGGUUUUUCUUUAGUGCUAAUCAUAAGGUUAUUGUUUCUUUCUAAUCUCUGCCUUGACGAGAUUAUUGCCAGUUACUAGUAGAAUAUGAUAAAAGCUUGAGGAACGGUUUGCAAGCAUGAAGAGUUUUUUGUUGUUUAUGUCGCUCGUUUUGGUUGGUUAAGUGCUCAUGCUCAUGUAUUUGGGUAAUCUGCUUUUAUUGCCAAGUUUUUCGUACCUAUUUUGUACUUCUUUUUAUCUUUCUGACCCAAUUCUUCUUAGAUUAUCCAAGGUUUUUCUUUAGUGCUAAUCAUAAGGUUAUUGUUUCUUUCUAAUCUCUGCCUUGACGAGAUUAUUGCCAGUUACUAGUAGAAUAUGAUAAAAGCUUGAGGAACGGUUUGCAAGCAUGAAGAGUUUUUUGUUGUUUAUGUCGCUCGUUUUGGUUGGUGAAGUGCUCAUGCUCAUGUAUUUGGGUAAUCUGCUUUUAUUGCCAAGUUUUUCGUACCUA
Molecule: messenger RNA, 2252 nt
Organism: Prunus persica (peach)
Lineage: Eukaryota; Viridiplantae; Streptophyta; Magnoliopsida; Rosales; Rosaceae
Product: fructose-bisphosphate aldolase, cytoplasmic isozyme
Exons: 3
Coding region: 111-1187 (358 amino acids)
Biological process (GO): glycolytic process; fructose 1,6-bisphosphate metabolic process
Cellular component (GO): cytosol
Molecular function (GO): fructose-bisphosphate aldolase activity
Source: RefSeq, a predicted model, not a curated record